Loa loa (African eye worm) is the source of this 813-nucleotide messenger RNA. RefSeq names its product TRAF4-associated factor 2. Gene Ontology annotation, biological process: phagosome-lysosome fusion involved in apoptotic cell clearance. Bases 1 to 813 code for a protein of 270 amino acids. The record is from RefSeq and is a predicted model, not a curated record. The transcript has 7 exons. Gene Ontology annotation, molecular function: phosphatidylinositol binding. NCBI's taxonomy places the organism in Eukaryota, Metazoa, Nematoda, Chromadorea, Rhabditida, Onchocercidae.
AUGGCUGAAGUUGUAAAUGGAAGAGAUAAAACAACGGUGACAAAUCCAUUAGAACCAACAAGUAGUGAUGAAGAAGUUGGGAAAAAUGAGGAAACGUUAACUUCGUGGGACAAUGGUGAUGUUUUGGAUGAAAAGACUUAUCGUACCGAAGAAAGCGACGUUGAUUUAUCAAAAGAUAAUAGUCUAAUUGUUGAUAUUUCGGAUGCUCUCUCUGAAAGAGAUAAGGUGAAAUAUACAGUUCAUACAAGGACGACACUUCCGGAUUUUUCAAAAAAUGAAGUCAGCGUUGUACGAGAACAUGAGGAAUUCAUUUGGUUGCAUACAUGUUUAGAGGAAAACGAAGCAUAUGCAGGCUUUAUUAUUCCCCCAGCACCACCACGACCAGAUUUUGAUGCAUCACGUGAAAAGCUUCAAAGAUUGGGUGAAGGUGAAUCAACGAUGACUAAGGAUGAAUUUCUGAAAAUGAAACAAGAACUAGAGCAGGAAUAUCUUGCGACAUUCAAGAAGACGGUCGCCAUGCAUGAAGUGUUUCUUUGUCGUCUUGCAACGCAUCCGGUUUUCAAAAAUGAUCCCAAUUUCCGGAUAUUUUUAGAAUAUGAACAAGAUCUUUCGGUUCGUGCGAAAAAUAAAAAAGAACUUGUUGAGUCGUUUUGGAAACGAUUAACGCAAUCUGCCGAUGAAGUAUUACUGUCAGGACAGAAAGAUGUUGAUGAUUUUUUUGAACAUGAGCGGAAUUAUUUGAUUGAGUAUUAUACUCAUGUGAAGGAAGCUUCAUCGAGAUGUGAUAGGAUUUCACGACUUCGUAAAAGUUAG